GCGCGCAGCGCUGGAAUAACGCACGAUCUGCCGCCCACUGCUGGAUCCGCAUUACACGUAGACUCGUAUCCUCUAUGAACUCUCUUCAGUUUGUCCGCGUGUGAGCACUCGCAGAAAUGUCCUUUGUAACCAUACCGAGUCAAGAGGACGCCGUCACCAGGUUGACAACGGCCACAGCCGCGGAGCACGACAAGAGCAAGUCCCCCCUGGAUGAGGAGGACGAGGAUGAGGAUGAGGAGGACGAGGACGAGGACGAGGAUGAUCAUCAUACACGGGAUCCCCGCUUCAUCGAGAGACGCUCCCCUGUGCCCAAAAAGCGAGGCCAGUCCAUUUUCGACGAGACCGCCGAGUAUUUGCGCAUCCGUUUGGCGUUGCCGGUCGUCAGGAGGGGAGUGUCGUUCGCCGAUACAACAGGUCGCGAUCUGGUCGACGUGAAGGAAUUUGUUGCCUUCGAUUCGGACGAGGAGGAGGCGGAAGAGCAGGCGGAGGAAGCGGCGCGAUAUCGCAAACCGCAGAGGAAAUGCACCUACCAGGUGAAGCCGGACUUCGCCCUGCUCACCGGCGACGCUCUGAUGCGCGCCGUCCGCGCCAACCGGGUGGAGAUAGAGGCGCUGUCCCCGGUGGAGGACGAGCCGCUCGCCUUCAGCGGGAUCGUACGAGUCCUGGACAUCUCCUUCGACAAAGCGGUGUACAUCAGAUCCACCAUGGACAACUGGGCCACUUAUUUCGAUCACCCGGCCGACUACAUCCAGGGAUCCCACGACGGGGGCACGGAUAAGUUUUCCUUCAAGCUGUCUUUCGCGCCGCCUUACCUGACGCACGGCUCCCGCAUCGAGUUCGUCGUGCGCUACGAGACCUCCGACGGGGAUCACUGGGCGAACAAUUCCCAGAUGAAUUACGCGGUGGCGCUCCUCGUAUCCUACGAAGACGAGAAGGCUCACGCCGCGUCCGACGCGAGAGAGUUAAGAGGUAUCCUAAGACCCCCUAAAGAUUACAGCAUGCCUCAUCAUGAUGACGAGGACAAGCUAGACAAAGACGAAGAGCACCCAGACACCUCUGGAUCAGCACCUAUCAAGCCCACACCUGUCAGACCCGCCGUCCUACAACCAGAGCUGGACCUAGAGCUCAUUGAAGCUUCGGCAACAUCUUAGACUGCAGAUCGGCCACCAGGUCACCUGCUCCCACCCAACCGGGAGCCUCCAUCAUCUGAUUGUAGCCUGCCCGUUAACACUGUGUCUCUGGGUGGGCCAUCACCCUGUGUUUCUUCCAAAGCCACGUUGCAAACUAAUGAAGAGUUUUCCUUUGUAUCCCAAGCCAGCAAGCCUAUU
Lampris incognitus (smalleye Pacific opah) is the source of this 1328-nucleotide messenger RNA. Its product is annotated as protein phosphatase 1 regulatory subunit 3A-like. NCBI's taxonomy places the organism in Eukaryota, Metazoa, Chordata, Actinopteri, Lampriformes, Lampridae. Gene Ontology annotation, cellular component: protein phosphatase type 1 complex. Gene Ontology annotation, biological process: regulation of glycogen biosynthetic process. The transcript is spliced from 5 exons. Gene Ontology annotation, molecular function: glycogen binding; protein phosphatase 1 binding. The coding region runs from base 117 to 1151 and encodes 344 amino acids. The record is from RefSeq and is a predicted model, not a curated record.